Molecule: messenger RNA, 447 nt
Organism: Phytophthora sojae
Lineage: Eukaryota; Oomycota; Peronosporomycetes; Peronosporales; Peronosporaceae
Exons: 1
Source: RefSeq, a predicted model, not a curated record
AUGUGCUGCUCGGCGGUGACACUUAAGCGCGACUUUGACGUAUGCAGCGUAUGCGGGGGUAUGCAUGCAAUGACAGAGAGACGCCUUACGUGUACAAGCAAGACCUGCAGCGACAUAGGGGUUUGUGCUGUUGUGUGGAAAGUGUUCACCUGUACGGCUAGCGAUACCUGGACGAUAUGGGUGAAUGAGCAUGGGCACAUGCGUGGUGUGGUUCCCUGCAGUACCAUCCACCCUGCACGCGUGACGACGAUGAUGACGCAAUUUCUUGCAGAACAAGAUGAGUUUGGUAUUCCACCACGGCUCAUGCUGGUCAAUUUGAAAAAGCUAUUCCAGAUCCCAGUGACUAGUCGUGGUUGGUCAAGCCUGAAGCAGGUGCAAAACGCGUCGAAGCGUCUUCGGAGAGACCAAGGGACGAAGUACUCUCACAAAGCUGUCCAAGAUCUCGUU